Molecule: messenger RNA, 4794 nt
Organism: Porites lobata
Lineage: Eukaryota; Metazoa; Cnidaria; Anthozoa; Scleractinia; Poritidae
Source: the annotation of a GenBank genome assembly
AUGUACGAAAUUAAUCGCCUGCCCUUAGACUUUAGAUCUGCUAUCAUUGGCCACAUCCCAGCAUACAAGACACGUCUAGAGAGCUGGUUGACUCGGGCCGGUUUCCAAGGCAACUCGUGGAAGCCUUGCUACAAAUCUGCUAGAGAUGGCUGGAGCAACAGUAUCUUUCAUCAGAAGUGCGAUGGACUGGGGGCCACUGUGACUAUUGCAAGAGUCAAUAACACUGUAUUUGGAGGAUUUGCUGAUCAGAGUUGGGGAAGUAGCUCUAUUUUACUUUCCAAUGGUAUGUUGAAAUAAACGUAAGCGUUCAAACCCACCUUAGAGCCUGUUUUCAUGAAAGUGGGGGACCCCAGGUAGGUGAGGUAACCUGCCUGUCCAUAUAAACUCUCAUUUUAAUUUGAUCAUGUUCACAUGACGGGUGGGCUCCUGGUGGGAUAACCAGCCGCAUGUCAACUCACCUACCUGGGGUCCCCCACCUCCAUGUAAACAGGCCCUAAGAUACUAAAGAGCAUAACAUUACUUUCCUCACCCAUGGUAAGCACAGAACAUUUUACUCUUCCUACCCAAGGGCAAAAAAAAACCUCCCCUGAGGGUAGUAUGAAAGUAAAGGCAACUCUAUCAGUCCCUUAAUGCCAAACCAUUCGAUUCAAUUGCAGCCAUCACGACUGCUGAAGCCGGAAUUUGACUAGGAAUUUCACUUUCACUUUCACUUUCGUUUCCCCGUCUGUGUUUGUUUACUUUCACAAAACUAGGCACUUUAUGCUCUACAUUCUGUUAAAGAAAUGAAUUCCACCAUUCAGGAAAUACUCAGUGAAGGUACUAGGUGAAGGGGCGGUGGUCAAGAAACUUUAAAAUAACUUUCAAACACAACUACAGUCAAACACCGCUUAACGGGCACUCGCUUAAUACGGAUACCUCAUUAUAACGGACAGUUUGCUUUGUCCCUAGGGAAAGAAAGCCCUUACAUUUUCUCUAAAAUUAACCCGCUUAAGACGGACACUCCGUUAAUACAAACACUUUCUAUGCUCCCCUCAUCAGAGUUCUUAUUAACGGUGUUUGGCUGUACUACCACGCUUAGAUCUCCAAAAAGGGCUUUAAGAUUGGUCUCUUUUCUUUUCAAUUUACGUAGUAGGAAUCUGCGUUUAAAGUUCAAUAGGCUCUCUCCACACGUAUCCGGAUAUUUUUUUCUCCGUUCUUCAAGAACCUCCGUUUUCGUCCCUUCAUACAAAAACGAUGAGCCACCGAUUUCAAAAAUCUCCACUGGGGAUCGUUUUCGCAAAGGACGGAAGGCUAAAAUGGAGUAAAAGUCGCCGUUUACAAAUAAAUAUCUGCAUACGUAUCGACACUGCGUUAGACUAAUUAGAGUACGCUUACUAAAAUAUCGUUUGAUUUUCAGGUUCUCAGGAGAUAUUUCAAGCCAGUACAAAAUCGUUCUUGUUUCGUUUCCAGAGGACUUUGAACAGAACUUUUGAUGAGGCAGUUUUUGGUAUAGAAGAUGUUUUCAAAUGGAUUGAGUGGAAUAGAAAUGAAGGACCUAUUUUUGGACGUAAUGAACUCGUAUUUUCACUGGAUACUCGUCAGGCUUUAAUGGAGAAAUUAAUUUCCUAUGCUGAAAAUAUGACCCAUAAUGAGACCCUAUUGUUUGGAGAGUACAGCACGUACUUGCAUGAUAUAGAAGUCUUGGCUAUUGGAGGUAAGUCUUAACUUGCUAAGGACGACAGUACGACAAUGAUCAGACUCGAAGAGGCGUACCGUUUAUUGUAAGAUAAAUUUUGGAAACUAACCGUGUAAAGAAUAGACCUUAUUCGCGAUACUCGCCAUCUUUGCACGCGCUCAAGGACUAAUGACUGAUGGGAUAAAAAGCAAUGUCACGUGGUUUCUCAGGGUGCAAGCAACUGAUAAAAUCUGCCAGUGCAAGAAAUCGCGGUCGAGUUUGUUUAUUCUACACAACAUAACAUGAAGAACGUGUUACGUUAAGGACGAUAAUGGCAAAUUAUGAGUGGAAGUGUUAAUUGUUUCUUUUCUGGAUGCAAUUACGACCGCAGAUGUGGUCACAGCAAGCAUAAUGACGUAAAAUUGGUCGAAACUUGAAGUGUACAUUUGCAAGACUAAAGUCGUCGUCUCGAUUUCAGAGAAUUAGCAAACUAUAUAGAAGACAAAAAUGACAUUGCUUUUAUCCCUUCAUUCUCAAGACGCGCGCGUGCAAAGAUGGCGAGUAUCGUGAAUAAGGUCUAUUUUAGGAUUAAGUCCGCAUUAGUAGGCCUCGUGAACAAACCAAGGACAACAAGCUACGACUUAUAGUCAAGAAUCUACACAAAAAGUUUCAAGAGGAUUUGGUAAAUUUCCCUCUUAGCACAGGCCUUUUUUCUCUGCAGGCGGCACUUUUCCUCCAGCCUGCCGAAUACCAAGGAAAAGAGGCCUCUGUUAGCAGGGAAUUAGUAAAUAGAAAAUGCUUUGUUUAUGGCAGGAAGCGGACUUGACUUCUCUAGCUAGGUUACAAGCACCUCGCUUAACUGAUUUGCAACAAGUUUAGCGCAACAGGAUUACAACUCCAAACCUCUACAAACUGGCAGGGGCCGGUUGGUUAUGUCAGGCAUAACCAAGAAGCUGAAUUCGGGACGACCGAGAAAGAAAUUAAAUCCAGCUAGUAGUCUGUCAGGGCUCCAACUCAGGAUCAUUCUCCAGUUGAACGUGAGCCUGAAGUGCUAGCUGUCCACUGGGUCAGUCUACUGCCAAAUUUCACUGGCGUCAUUGGCAAACAAUACCUGUUAUACCAGUAAGAUAUGGGAGAUUCAGCCCGGCGUUAAGAACGGGACUGAGUUCAUAGUUGAGAGCUAGUUCAUCACUGUGGGGCAGUGGGAAGGGUGAGAAAAGAAGAGUAUGAAACACUGACAGGGCACGCUGUUGGGACGAGAAACCGACCUUGACCUUGAUAAGAAACUUACAAUGCACAGACACGUAGGAUGGUUACGUGCUUUUCGCCCCAUCUCCCAUAAUCAGGCACCUUUGCUUGUCACUCGCCCCUCCCCCACCUUUGCCCCAAAGCUUUGUCUUUUAUUUCACUUGGAACGACUGUUGUACCUGGGAGAAAUUGAAAACAAAAGUUAUUCAGAUUUUGGGGGGCAAAGAAGGUGUUAGGUAUGGACAAUGUGCAUGCGGCGUGCUAGUGUUACGCAAUAGAGUUUAAGGCUAUUCAGUUUUUGUGGAGUCCCCAGGGAGAAUAGGUUCCAAAUUCUCAUUAGUUUUAAUGAUGUGUAAACUCAAUUUUACCAGAGCCAGUUUGUUCAAGUCCCUGUCCUCUUUACCAGUAUUGUGACGAACUUGAAGGAAAGUGUGUUUGGGAUUUCAGUUUCUUAGAUGCACGUUUCUGUGACCCAGGUGAGUGCUUUUAGAGAUAUCUUCACUUGUCAAAACCUUUAAAGAUUUUGACUUGAAAAUCCAAUGUUUAUAUAUCUAGCGUAGAGAAAGUAAAGCUCUGCCCAUAAGUGAUAGUAGAGUUUUAGCGCUCGUCAACAAAGGGCGUCGGUUCCCAGAAGCUGCAGUCCUUUUGUUUCGCUUAAACAAAAGAUCUAGUGGCAACGAGGUUGGAAGCAGUAAAGAAAUACACGCAACGCUUGAGACAGAACUUAAAAAAACACUACUACGCAUAUUUGUAUUUUACCACGACAAUAAUAGUAUCUGCGUCAAAUAAAUAUUGCAUGAAGAGAACUUUCAAAUUUUCAGUGACUCAUUUGAAAAUAAGCUUUUUAAGGGAGUUAUUGUGAAAAAAAAGUAUUAGACGUUAUGGUCACGAACGUACGAAAAUGAAUGAAAAACUCUUUUAUCUUUGCACCGGCAAUUUAAACGUUAUUUGGUUUUCUGCAAAUUACGGCUACUGAAAUGAUUCUUACAGAGGAGAAGUGCCUACAAGACUGAAUGAAUGAACUCCUUAUAAUGGAAAGCCUUAGUAUUAUGAGGGGAAAAGGUACAUGGGUAAAAGAUCAUUUUCAAUCACGAGGUCAGGAGCUAUUCAAAUCCCUUCUAACAAAAAAAAGACUUGCCACGAGAAAGAGUUAAAUCCUUAUAAGAUUAUUUUGCUAGGCCAGCUUGACCGCCGUUUCAUUGUUUCGGGACACCGUGAUCUAUCUACUAUUCUUCUAUCACUCGUCAGGUAAUCCAACUUCUUACUGGCCGCUGGACAACGACACCAACAUGCUAAACCUUAAUGGGGACCACUGGGGAACAUUUGACGGCACUGUUCAUAGUGUUCAAGGAGCUAGACUGGGAGCUAUUUACGCGGCAACGGAUGGAGUUAUAAACCUAGACGAAAUCACAGAUACUUGCUUCACUCAUCCUUUAUCUUGUGACAGCGGUUUUACAGUAUCGCUUUGGUUAAAACAUUGGACAAACUACCGUAACAAAGUAACUGUCAGACAAGAUUUCAUCACUAUUGGCGACAUUGUCGACCGUGUCGACGUCUUCAUCUUCAACUUGUUUCAGCAGGAAGGAAGAGGCGACGAACAUCUUGCUGUAAGAGUUUCAGCUUCGUCAAGAAAGUGCAUUAACGUUUUUCCCGCUCCGAGGUCUUUGUGGUCCCACUUUGUAUUCGUGUGGCGUACAACGCACCUUGAAAUCUUCAGAAAUGGUCGAAGAAUAAGAGAAUUAACUGUCAAUAAUUGUACAGAACAACUUCAACUUCCGUCGCAUCGUGCAGUUGUAACUUUGAAAGGUGAAGCAUUUUUUGAUGACUUGAAGAUUUUGGACAGAAAACUUGGCCCACAUGAGAUUGAAGAAAUGUACAGUUGUGUAAGAGGU